Rhizophagus irregularis DAOM 181602=DAOM 197198 is the source of this 510-nucleotide messenger RNA. The record is from RefSeq and is a predicted model, not a curated record. Lineage: Eukaryota; Fungi; Glomeromycota; Glomeromycetes; Glomerales; Glomeraceae.
UUUAAUGAUCAGUACUGUUACCGAAAGGCUCGAUAGGAUCGAAGAAGCCUGUCGUAAUGAUUUUGGAAACAUUUCGUCCGAAUUUACAUCAAUCAAAGCUUCUAUUGAAAUUCUUCAAAAUGAUUUGGCCCAACGUUAUGCGGUUGUCCGAAGAGCCGAUUUUGAUCAACAAAGCGUUUCGCUAGACUCUGCCUCAGCUUCAACUAGUUCAAGCUCUUCAUCUGAAGGUUCCAAUUUAUCUGGAAUUUUUGAUAUUACUGGAGACAUUAAAAUUCGCUUUAAACAACACUUUGAUCGACUUAUGAAGGCGAGGAAUUAUACUUUUGAUGAGAUGUGUUUCUCGGUAGUUGUUGAUAUUCGUAGUCUUGGAGGGAAUAUUAAAAUCUCAACAGUGAAAAAUUUUUAUGGUGGUGUUGGUCGCAGUACAGUUCCUACUGUUAAUCAGAUAAACGCAUGGGUAAAUAGUUUUAAUAAUAAUAAUGCGGAGUAGCGGGGAAGGAACUGCCAGUA